ACAUGUGGCAGUGAAGUCGUAAGAACCUGACCAUGGGUGACUGGAACCUGCUGGGCAGCAUCCUAGAGGAGGUCCACAUUCACUCCACCAUCGUGGGCAAGAUAUGGCUCACCAUACUCUUCAUCUUCCGCAUGCUGAUCCUGGGAGCCGCCGCUGAGGACGUGUGGGACGAUGAGCAGUCCGAGUUUGUCUGCAACACCGACCAGCCGGGCUGCAAAGCAGUCUGCUACGACCGUGCCUUCCCCAUCUCCCUCAUUCGCUUCUGGGUCCUGCAGGUCAUCUUUGUGUCUGCACCUUCGCUGGUCUACAUGGGCCACGCCCUCUACUGCAUCCGAACUCUGGAGAAAGAACGCCACCGCAGACGAGCCCAGUUGAGGGAGGAGCUGGACGAAGCUGAAUUGGCAUUGGAUGACCAUAAGCGCAUGGAGAGGGAGCUGAGGAGGUUAGAUGAGCAAAGGAAGGUGAAGAGGGCUCCUCUCAGAGGUUCUCUCCUGAGAACCUACAUCAUCCAUAUCCUUUCACGCUCUAUGCUGGAGGUCUGCUUCAUCCUGGGCCAGUAUGUCAUAUAUGGCUUCCAACUGGAGCCGCUCUAUAAGUGCGAGAGGCUGCCUUGCCCCAACAGUGUGGACUGUUACAUCUCCAGGCCCACAGAGAAGACCAUUUUCAUGGUCUUCAUGAUAGCAAUUGCCAGUGUGUCUCUUUUUCUUAACAUUUUGGAAAUAUCUCACUUGGGCUUCAGAAAAAUCAAGCAGGUUCUGUAUGAAGAGAAGUACGCAGAAGACGACAGUUUGACUUUCAAGUCCAAGAAGAUGGCAUCCAUACCACAUCUUUGUGUCGUGAGCAACUUAUCACCUCACAACGGGCCUUUGACUCAGACCUUCAAAGUGAUUCCAGAGGUGGAUAUGAAGCCUCCUAAUUACAGCAGCGGGUUCAAAGUCAACCAGGAUGCACAGAGGCACAACAGCUUGGCUCACAUGGGACACAGUCUGACCGGCUAUAUCUGCCCACAACCCAGGUUGCCGCCCAGGUUUGCCCAGAACUGUAUGAUGCAAGCCACUCAGGCCCAUGAAGGUCCAGAGAGCCACACAGCCAUGAUGGACCACCAUUCCCCCUGGACCUUAGCUAUGUCCAACGCAGAUGGAAGUGCAACACGCAACCCGGAGGACAUCACUGAGGGAGAGCACACUCGGUCCAGCCUGAUUUCUCACAGCACCUUCAGACCCAGCACUAUCAGAGACCAUGAUGAGGACAAGCGUAGAGAAUCAGUCGGGAGUUUGAGUCAUGAGGUCCUGAUCCCCAGCCACAGAAAGACCAGCUUCAUGAUCAGACCUCCCUCUGAGAGCUUGUCCUCUAUCGGUGACUCCAUGAGCCUGUCCUUACAUUCCUCAGAGGAGUCAGAUGAACUGGGUUCGCUGCAGGGAGACAUGGCUAUGAUGCCGCCUGCUGGAGGCCGCAGAAUGUCCAUGAGUAUGUUUCUGGAUAUCUCGUCUAUCAUGAAGAAGUGA
Molecule: messenger RNA, 1505 nt
Organism: Solea solea (common sole)
Lineage: Eukaryota; Metazoa; Chordata; Actinopteri; Pleuronectiformes; Soleidae
Product: gap junction alpha-10 protein-like
Exons: 2
Coding region: 33-1505 (490 amino acids)
Biological process (GO): cell communication
Cellular component (GO): connexin complex
Source: RefSeq, a predicted model, not a curated record